Molecule: messenger RNA, 411 nt
Organism: Cylicostephanus goldi
Lineage: Eukaryota; Metazoa; Nematoda; Chromadorea; Rhabditida; Strongylidae
Source: the annotation of a GenBank genome assembly
AUGAUUAGCGUCCUCGUUUGUCUUCUACCAGUCCUUGCAUACGGCGAGCAGAAAUCUGCGGAUAUGGGAAAAGACACUUUCAAGCUGGAGAGUCAGCAGAAAUUUUCCAGAAAUCUCGAUCGCGCACAACAGGAACUCAUAAGAGGUUGUGAAGAUAUUCAAGGAAUAGAGCUAGCUCUCUGCAUUGUGGAUCGUUACGCUCUGGAUCUGCAGACAAAGCAAAAUGAACGCUUGAUUCAACUAAAAAGCAGGGGAGCGUCGAAAAAAGGUGAGAACGAUUUUCCUAGAAAGCGGGAAGAGUUGAAAGGUGUUAAACAUAAAACAGGCGAAGACGCUUUUGAAAGCCAAAAGCAGCAUUUGAAAAAACCGCAAUUUGGAGUCAAUUUCUCAAAUGCAUAUCGUACAAGAAGA